Messenger RNA from Bacillus rossius redtenbacheri, 5906 nucleotides. Its product is annotated as ceramide-1-phosphate transfer protein. Gene Ontology annotation, cellular component: cytoplasm. Lineage: Eukaryota; Metazoa; Arthropoda; Insecta; Phasmatodea; Bacillidae. The coding region runs from base 127 to 762 and encodes 211 amino acids. The record is from RefSeq and is a predicted model, not a curated record. The transcript has 4 exons. Gene Ontology annotation, molecular function: lipid transfer activity. Gene Ontology annotation, biological process: intermembrane lipid transfer.
UAAUCCUUGGAUGUUUAUGUUCAAUAGUUCAAUUAUCAGUUGGACUUUGAAUUUUGAGGUUAUAAGUAAUCAUUUUGAAAGUGAAUAUUUUUUUUAACAGAUUUCGUGAAUAAUAUUUUGUUAUUCAUGGCGAACAGUACAAAUUUUAAUUUGACCCACGUUCAUGAAGCAUUUUUAAAUGCAUUGGUGGAAAACGACGAUGUAGCAAUGGAUUCGUAUUUAAUUGCUUAUAAAGAACUUUUUAAAUUUUUCCAAUUGAUGGGAAGUGUAUUUUCUUUUGUGGCAUCGGAUGUAAAAGAGAAAAUUGGUAUUUUGGAAGACUUCAGAAAAAAAGAUAAAAAUGACAAUUUUCAUACUUUCAAAAAGAUGGUGGAUUUUGAAAAGGAGAACAGUUUACUUCAUUCAGAAGGCUAUGUGUCGGGGUCGCGAACUUUACUUCGACUUCAUCGAGGACUUGAUUUUAUCAGAGAAUUUCUUAAGGGAAUUGGAGAGCUUCAAGAAACUGACAAGACGUCAGCAAUUUGUCAGAAAGCCUACAACAACACACUUGCCAAACAUCAUCCUUGGGUGAUCCGAAAGUCUGCUGUUGUAGCAAUGUAUGCAUUACCAACACGGAAAGCUUUGUUGCUCAAGGUUUGUGGUGAUGAAAAUGAAGUGAAGAAAGCUACUGAGGUACUACCUGCUAUGUUAGAAGUGACAGCAGAUGCCUACAACAGAACUGAAAAACUAUUCACAGAACACAACCUGCAUGAUUUGCCUUAAGUGUUCGAAUUAUAUUCGUCUGUUCGUAAUUUUCUUAUGAAUAGUUCCUGAAUUAUUUUAUUUUGGUUUUAUGUAAAGGUUUUCUCUACAUUAAAAAUAUAUAUUCCUGCACAUUGCACUUUUAAUUAAUAAUGUUUUUUUUUUUUUGGUUUGGUUUGUAUUUUUUUUUAUUUAGUAAAAAAAUAAUAACUGGAAUUAGGAUUCCAUAAAUAAGUUUGUUGCAUUAUGUGAAUCUAGUCCAAACACAGAUGCCAUAUUUGCUCUAAGUUUUUGGUUUAUGGAUGUGGGUAGUGCUUUUUUUUAGCACAAUGUUGUUCACAUGGUAAGGGAAGCAGCUAGUGCAUUUUUAAUACUAUGAUAUUACUAUAUAUAUAUGUAUGUAUGACUAUUUGAAUCGGGAAGUGUGGAGAGAUUGUUUAUGCUAACAGCAUUGUGAUUUUAUCUGACAAAAUAGCCUCUUUUUUUUUAAUUUAUGAAUAUAUUUUAUUGCUUCCUUGGUUUAUUUUGAGUGUCAUUGCCUGUGCUCUAUUAUAGUUUAGUUUGUAUGUAUAUGCACUAAUUUAAGGUGGAAAAUUUUUUAAUUAGUAACGGUUCAUUUUGAUAUAUUGUGAACUGUUUGCAGUUUUUUGUGUGUGCCUUCAAAACUUGUCACCUUUUUACAUUCCAUGUAUGUAGUUUGGAGCAUAGUACUAAUAUUCUGUCUACAUAUAUAAAAAGUGCAAUGUCUCGAGUUAAACAUAUUUGUGUGAUUAAUUUUUCAUGUAUAGUUGUUUGUUUUAAUUUCUGAAUAAGUAAUUCUUGCCCUGCUGUAAUAUUAUGUGUAUUACAAAAAGCUAGCUUUUCUACACAAUGGUUUGUACGAGGUAGUAGCAGAUCACCCAAGAAAUUUCACUCUUCUGAUAAAGCGGACACAUUCAGAUUAAUCACAACUACGUACUCACUGUCGGAAAUAAUCAUAUCGCCUUGAAUCCCAAACACAAUACCUACAUUAGAUUAAUUAAUGUGGGUUUCUGCACUGGAAUUGAAACAAAAUAAAUCACACAACACUGCACAAGCACAUUUCAUCUUCAAGGUCAUUGUCGCAGGUUGUAGGAUGCACAGUUGAUGAUGGGGACUUAGGAUUGGUCUUCCUGUUGCUCGUUCUGGGGCCAAACUGGGUUGGGAUCUGAAGUUUGGUCGGGAUAUUAUGUCUUCUUCUUGGUCAGCAGCGUACUUUUAGGCUGUUUCCUAGGUCUCCCUUGCUGUCAGUCUCGAUCUUCCAAUUCAUUGGUAGGCGAAAUAGCUGUACCAUGAUAACGGUUUCACUCUGUUGACAUGUACUAAAAUAGAUCUAGAAGGCCGGUGAAGAGUGAGGGACUAACAUUCUUCUAACGCCAGAUAAGGUCCCUGUAGGCUUGCUUGAAUUUGUUCACGUGGUUUUUCUUCAUCACAGGUGUAGACAGAACGACUAGAAUGCCUAUUUGAAUCUUGCUUACGACAGCUUUCUUGUCGUAUGAUGAGGCUUGCUGGAGAAACGCUGUGUGGUUCCGUUUUCCACACGUUGCCGAUUUUUUUUUCGCUUGCUCAACAUGGCUGUUACUAACUUGCAAGUGUUCGUACGAGUAGAGAUUUUUAUACCUAGUAUUUCUUACUUUCUCAUGUUAAAAUAAUCUUAAAUAUCUUCCAUACAAUAUUGCAACAUAUUGACUUUCCCCUUCUGAAUUUUUUUCCAUCUCAAAAAAUGUGGGUGCUAAAAACACAUUAAGACGGAAAAUCUGAAAAGAAAACAAUUGUCGCAAACAGUAACUGAUGCAUUCACUUUAUUUUGGUAUUGUGUAGAUCAAGUCAUUUUUCAGGUGUACGAAAAAAUUUUCUUUGAAUGUUAUUAUUAAUUUUUAUUUUUGAAUCAGGUGAAAGCAUUUUUCUGGAUGUUAAAAGUUUCAGAUCACACCUUUUAGAGAGUGGAAGUACAUUACUAUAGUAAAUGUGCGACUGAUAAACAAUUUUUUUUUUAAGAUUUUUCAAAUUAAAUGGGAAAAAGUAAUUAAAGUGAAUUCAUAUGCAUUAUAAUAUCAAUAGUUAAAAUUAAUUCAUGCAGAAACAUUUUAGUUCUUAUAUGUAGUUACAAAAUUUCUGUGGUAUCUUGAAAGCAAAUUUUAGUGUUAUAUAUUACACUAACCUUAGUAACUCAAUUCAAAUUGAUCAGCUCCCUGACUCAAACUAGACUCACAAAGUUUAAAUAAAGAAACUCGGCUUGACUCAACUAACCUCACCUGGGCCGUCUACAUAUUUAUUAUUUUGUUCUUAAAAUGUGUGUGUUAAACUAAGCAGAGUAAUAAGGCUACUAAAUCAACCUCUUAAUUUCAUGGUCAUGUUUACUUUCUCUCUUAUCCAUUUCUACACUAGACAUGAGUUCAUGUUACAUAAUCAUAUUCAUCAGUUGGUUACCAAUGCUUUUCAUAUACAUUCCUUGUUUUAUGUUUAGUUCUCUGUAGAAUUUUGCAGCAUGAACAAAAUUGUCAUUCAUUUUGAGCAAUUUGUACAUUUUAUUUUCUUGGAAGUCAAACUACUACUACUAGGUUAGUGUUAAUGGUGGGUUGCAUUUAUAUAUUUGUAGUACAAUAAUAAUCGUAAUUUGUUUGUUCCAUACUAAUUGUUAGCAAAUUUAAUUUGUGCUACAUAUUUUUAUUUUUUUAGUGGAACACAUUAUUCUUAAUUGUUACUGUAUAUUUUGAUUUUGUCCCAUACAAAAUAUCAAGAACUAAGUUUAUUAUGCCAAAAAUAACAUUUCUGACUAAAAAAUAUGUAAUUGUUUUUAAUGGUCUGAAUUGCUUAUUGUAUUCUACAAAUAGUUCAUGGCUAUAGACAUUUUUAAAUACUGCCAACUGUAAUUUAUAAUGUUAGAUAGUUUUUAUCAUGCAGGAUUUUUAGCACAAAGCUACUUUUAGGAUUUGACAGAUUGUAAAUAAACAAAUACGCAAGCCAUGACCAAACAGUUUGUUUCGCAAUAUAAAAUUAUCUUAGUGUGAUUAGAAUUACAACAAAUUUUCUAACAAGUUUUACCCGUGGGUCAAACUGCAAUGCAUGAACAACUUACUUCAAGGUGCCUUGCUAAAGCUAAGCUGAAACGAUCAUAAAUUUAAGUUGAUGGCAUUUUGCUGCCCUUGACUGCUAGAGAAUACUAGAACAAAUGGUUGCCCAGUACAUUUAUUUAGAGAAAGUUUAACUGCACGCUUCAUUUUUCAUCAAAUUUUGACAGUUUUGUGGUAAAGUUUGUUGUAUAAUUAUUUUGUUUCAUGAUAGUAAUGAAUCAUUAAAAUUUUAGGCAGUAAUGUUAACUACAAUUUUAUGUGCAUUAUUUGUUUUCAUUGAGUUGACUUCAUCAUUUAGUAUAUGUAGUAUGAUAUGGUAUGCAUACAAAAAAUAUAAAUUCCAUAAAUAAUACUCAAAUCUCAAACAAAAGUAUAGUCAUAUUGAAAUGUUUUGGAACUGUCAUUUAGAUAGGGGCAUGAUUUUCUUUUUGUUAACGAACACACAUUUUGAUGUUACAUAGGCUACUUUUACAUUGCUAAACUGACAUUAAUUUUAACUUGAACGUGAUAUUUAAUAAAGUUCAGUUCAGAGUGUUACAAAUUGUGCUUUUAAUUACUUUAAUCAUAUUAGGAGUGUUGGCUUUUUAAAUUUAAUUUUUAUUGAUUUGCUGCAAGCCCAUACAGUUAUUAUACAUCAAGGAGAGUAAAUAGCAAACUUGUAUCACUCAAAUGUAUUUUUAUUUUCUUAAAGAAAUAAUUUAUUUUGGUAAUCUUACUGUUCAUUUUUUUAAAUUUUUGUUUAUCACUAUGUUCAAUUUUGUUAUUAACUUGUUCAAAACUAAUUACCAGGCAUGGUAAUUUUGAUGAGUUAAUAGUAAUGCCACUUGUAUGAAGUGCUUUCUAAUCACUAAUUUGAAUAGUAUCACACUUAGUUUUGAAAUGAGUUAAAACUUUUCUAAAAUGUUUGGUGGUUUCUUUCUUUCUUACCAAAAAAUAAAGAAUGAAUAAGGCACGUAAAUGUAAAAUAAUUAAAUGUUUUGAAUUGUCUCAAGUUGCCAGGACAGUAUAACACCUGCAGUUUACAUGUAUACUUAUACUAAUGAACAUGUAUACUUAUACUAAUGAACAUGUAUAUCACGAGUAAAUGUAGACACCAAAGAGAGAUUCAUACUGCAAACUGCUUCCAUUGAGAAAGAAAUUAAAAUUGUUUUUUUAAAGGCUUCACUAGCUAUUAAAACUUUUAGAUGAGGAACUGAAGUUUAUAUUCAUUACCACAUUGACAUCUGUGGCACAACAAUAAAAAUAACACUGCAUCAUACAAAAUGUGGUUAUGUGGUUUACGCUUUUAUAUGCUGAGACAAGUAUUUUUUUUCAGUAUCUGCUUUCUUCAGAUACUUUUUUUUUUUCAUGUUUGAUGUUUGACUUUCUUCUAAAUAAUGUAUGUAUUGUGGGAGUUUGUUGAUAACGUCAUAACCACACUUUAGUAGUAGGUAUGUAUAUUAUGUUGUAAUGCAACAAAAAAAAAAGCUACAACGAACUGACACAACAGUAAAGUAAUGUUGUGCAAGGUGAGGGGAGUAGUAGGAUUUACUGUAUAUACAAAGGUGUUUUAAUGUAUAAUAUGUUUUUGUAUUCAGUUGAAAUUGUUAAAUUUUAUCAGUAUUAAAUAUAAUUUUCGUAAAAAUAAAGUUAGCUGCAAAUAAGUUGUUAGUAGGUGUUAGUUCAUUCAUGUAGAAACUGUAUUUUAAUUGUUAAUUACCAACACAUGGCACAGUAUUUUUCAUGAAAAAGUUCAGAUCGUUAAAAUAUUUGCAGAACUUGUUGGAACAGAACUUCAGCAUUUAAAUUUUAUUUUAUGUGUACAUUUGUUGUAAUAUUUGAUUUUUGUUUAUUAUAAAAAUAUAUUUUAAAAGUUCCUUUAAAAGUAUUAUAUUUGUUAAACAUUGUUAAGUAUUAUUUAAUUAUUUGGCAUGGUAAUGGUUGUAAAAAAAUUAUGUUAUAAAUUAAACUUACUAUGUAAAGAAAACUAGAAGUGUAUUUUGUCAUGAUUCAUGUAAAACAGUUUUGUAAAAUACAUAUGUAAAUGUAUUAUUUUUUGCCUUCACAUUGAAUUAUAUUGUAGUGUAUAUUGCA